CAUGGCGGCGGCGGCGGGCGUGGGACAGCAGUGGGUGCUGGUGGAGAUGGUCCAGGCCUUCUACGAGGCUCCAGCUUACCAUCUCAUUUUAGAAGGAAUUCUAAUACUAUGGAUAAUCAGGCUUCUUUUCUCCAAGACAUAUAAGCUUCAAGAACGAUCUGAUCUAACACUUAAGGAAAAAGAAGAGUUGAUUGAAGAAUGGCAGCCAGAGCCUCUUGUACCUCCUGUGCCAAAAGAUCACCCAGCUCUCAAUUACAACAUUGUUUCAGGUCCUCCCACCCAUAUAAUCACUGUUAAUGGCAAGGAAUGUAUAAACUUUGCAUCAUUUAACUUCCUUGGACUUUUGAAUAAUGAAAAAGUUAAGAGUGCAGCCCAGGCUUCUCUGAAGAAAUACGGUGUUGGCACUUGUGGACCCAGAGGAUUCUAUGGUACUUUCGAUGUGCACUUAGAAUUAGAAGAACGGCUAGCAAAAUUCAUGAGGACAGAGGAAGCUAUUAUAUACUCAUAUGGAUUUGCAACAAUUGCCAGUGCUAUCCCUGCAUAUUCAAAGAGAGGGGACAUUGUGUUUGUAGAUGAAGCUGCCUGCUUUGCUAUUCAGAAGGGAUUACAAGCAUCUCGUAGUAACAUCAAGUUAUUUAAGCAUAAUGAUAUGGCUGACCUUGAACGACUGUUGAAAGAACAAGAGACUGAAGAUCAAAAGAAUCCUCGCAAGGCCCGUGUUACUCGAAGGUUUAUUGUAGUGGAAGGAUUGUAUAUGAACACAGGAGACAUUUGCCCUCUUCCAGAGUUGAUAAAAUUGAAGUAUAAGUACAAAGUUAGAAUAUUUUUGGAGGAGAGCCUUUCCUUUGGCGUCCUUGGACCACAUGGAAGAGGAAUUACUGAGCACUUUGGAAUAAAUAUUGAUGAUAUAGAUCUUAUUAGUGCAAACAUGGAAAAUUCAUUGGCUUCUAUUGGUGGAUUUUGCUGUGGAAGAUCUUUUAUUAUUGACCAUCAGCGAUUGUCUGGUCAAGGCUAUUGCUUUUCUGCCUCCCUACCUCCUUUGUUAGCUGCUGCUGCUAUUGAGGCUCUGAAUAUUAUGGAGGAUAAUCCAGACAUUUUUCAGACCCUCCGUGCUAAGUGUGAACGGAUUCACAAAGCUUUACAGGGGAUUUCUGGUUUAAAAGUAGUAGGAGAAUCUUUUUCUCCAGCAUUGCACUUACAGUUGAAGGAGAGCUCUGGAUCUCGAGAAAAUGAUGUGAAGUUACUCAAAAGAGUUGUGGAUUAUUGCAUGAAUAGUGGUAUUGCAUUAACACAGGCUCGCUAUUUGGAGAAAGAAGAAAAAUGUCUUCCUCCACCCAGUAUUCGAGUAGUGAUAACAGUGGAACAAACAGAACAAGAACUGGACAAAGCUGCAUCACUUCUUAAGGAAGCUGCACAGUCUGUGUUGAAUUAGACUGCCGUUUUUGGAUUCCUCUUUCCCCACACUAUCAGGAUAAGUGUUUUACACUGUACAAUGACUUCCAGAUUCUUCCACUGAUGGCAUUGAAAGCUGACUAACAAAAUUGUUCCAGAGUGAUACAAAUGCAGUGAGCGGAAGAAUGCUGAAUUUUGGAGUUAGUGAAUGACAGUGUUGUUCCAGUUCAAACUCUACCAUUUACUCACAUUAGUUAAAAUGGGAUAUCACUACUGAAUUCAUGACUCUUUCAUAAGUUAGUACAAAGUUUUAAAUUUAUUUCCUCAAACCCUUAAAUGUUCUCAAAAAUGUGUAUAAACAUUCAGUUUCACCCCAAACCAUGUCAAAUGUGUUGUUUUCUCUCCAUUUUCUUGGAAUGUGGGAACUUCAAAUUAAUUUCAAUUAUCCCUCCCCACCUUCCAAAUGAAAAUACACUGUUCCUAAUAUUACCAAAAGGAUAACACAUUAAGAUAUAAUUUUGUGCUAUAUUAUGUCAUUUAUUAUUGAAUUAUAAGAGGGAGGACCUUCAAUUCUUUUUGUUUAUAUAUCUUUCUCUAACCAUUUUUGGCAGCCAGGUUUUAAGAAAGCCUGGCCAGAGAGUAAAUUCAUAUCAAAUACUAUUUAAUUUUUGCAUUCCAUGUGUAAUUAUAUGCAUGUUUGAUAUUAUGGGUGAGGUUUUUCGUACUAUUAUCUUUAAAAUAUCUAAAUUCAAAUGUCUGAAUUGUGAA
Molecule: messenger RNA, 2160 nt
Organism: Agelaius phoeniceus (red-winged blackbird)
Lineage: Eukaryota; Metazoa; Chordata; Aves; Passeriformes; Icteridae
Gene: SPTLC1
Product: serine palmitoyltransferase long chain base subunit 1
Biological process (GO): ceramide biosynthetic process; sphingosine biosynthetic process
Cellular component (GO): endoplasmic reticulum
Molecular function (GO): pyridoxal phosphate binding; serine C-palmitoyltransferase activity
Source: RefSeq, a predicted model, not a curated record